Chenopodium quinoa (quinoa) is the source of this 2219-nucleotide messenger RNA. Its product is annotated as kxDL motif-containing protein 1-like. The record is from RefSeq and is a predicted model, not a curated record. Gene Ontology annotation, cellular component: BORC complex. The transcript is spliced from 2 exons. Gene Ontology annotation, biological process: lysosome localization. The coding region runs from base 1679 to 2110 and encodes 143 amino acids. NCBI's taxonomy places the organism in Eukaryota, Viridiplantae, Streptophyta, Magnoliopsida, Caryophyllales, Amaranthaceae.
UUUCUUUAGUAUAGAAAUACGAAAAUCAAGAUUUGGAGGAGACUAUACUCAAAAUUCACACCGAUUUUCAGUAUUCAGCAAACUCGUUAUGCUGAACUCGGUGUUUUGAUGAUCAUUUGUAGCAUCAAGUAGCUUGUAUAGGUUCUUCUUGAUCGCGCUCUUAUUCUCCUUCCGGGGUAGAUGGAUGAGAGGAUUAUGUUUAGGCUAUGUCUGAGUAAUUGGUGUUAUUGAACGUUUUUCAUUGUCUACAAUUAUAAGGUUAAAUUGAAACUUGGACAUGUAGGAAUGUAGCCCUGCUUAGCAUAUGAAUUAGCUUCAUUACUGUUCUACUAAUUUCUCAAAAGGCGGUCCUUUUUUCUCUUGAUAGGACGAAAUGUGUGAGGGUUCUUUUUGAUGAGAAAAUCCUAUGUUAAUCACUUCUUGUAACUUGAAAUAAAAUUAGUCCAAUUCUUUUGUUAGGUUCUUAAUGUCUACCCUUAAUAUAGGAGUUUAGCUUCCCCUAAUUACUUCUGAAAGCUUAAAAGAAUUCAAAUGCAAAUAUCAAGUAAUAAGGAAGAUUGAAAUCAAGGAACUGAACCUAGUGAUGUGAAAGAUCCUCAAUAUUGCUACAGAAGUAGAUCAAGUAAUAAGGAAGAUUAAACUCGAUUAAACUCGAGGAACUUAACCUAUUGAUGUGAAAGAUGCUCAAUAUUACUACAGAAUUAGCCGUUUUUGGUGCAGUUUAGAUGACUAGAUUUCUACUAGUAUAUACAAAGUAAGUUUUAGGAAUGAUUAAAUGCUGCAAAGAAAGUGUAGGUUUUUUAAUUGGAAUUAUUGAUGAUUGUGAGCUGAUUUAGCAACUAUGUAUCCAAUGACCCAAAAGAUUCAUUAUUUUUUGAGGUAUUAUGGAUUUUAUCAAUAUGGCUUUGCAAGCUUAAUUUUUUUUUUUUUUUUAAUUUCUAAUUGCGAACAAGCUGACCGUCUAUGGUUUCUGGAUGUCGCUGACUGGAAACAGUAUAUCUGUUUCAAUAGGGUAAGUUGUGUGUGCAUUUAUCCCCUCCCCGACAUUGUUGUUGGCAUGGCUUUUCAGAGGCGUAUUUAUAUUGAUGUAGGAUUGAAGUAAUUUAGCGAGUAGUUAAGACUUCAACCUUUUUUAUCAGGAGAUGGUGAAUUGUUUACUGGGCAUAUUAAAAGAUCAUUUUGUUGUCAUUUGAGGAUGGUACUCUGUUUUUUGGUUAAUUCCUAUUGAUGAUUAGAAGAUCACUACUUGAGUAUGUUAUAGAAAAGAUUGACCAAGUGCUGACAUAAUCCUUUGCUUUAUCAGUUGAUUAACACUGCAUGUUUGCGUCAUUCAAAGUUCUCCAAGGGGUUGCAAUGCAUUGAAUGAUCACAUAAUUUAGGUAGUACUGAAAAUUACAAAGCAGCCUGGCAGAGUGGCAGGAUUAAGGCAAACCUCGUAUGAUAGCUGGCACCCCAGUUUUGGAAGUUGUAAUUACUGCGUAUUAAGAUAGAAAUUUCAUACUCUUAACAAAAUUAAUACUUCUAGGAGGGCAGCUACACUAACACAGUUGACUUUUGAAUUUAGCUUUUGCCUUUGGCUUUAUCACAGAUUAGGGCUGUAUGCGGUAAGAAUUUUUUUAAGCUUGCUGUUUUCUCUUUUGAAAUAACGUAUGUUGUUUCAAUCUUAGUCUUUAUAGAAAUGGAAGAAUCAGAGAGGGCAGCAAUAAGGGCUGCAUCUAAAGAGGUUUCUCAUGAAGUCAAUACUCUGAUGAAUGCAGAGGCUAUUGAUUCACUCAAGCAAAUGCAACACCUCAUAUUAGGAAGAUUGCAAGACAGCAAUGCGGUGCUUUCACAUUUUAAUGAAUACUCAGAGAAUUGCUAUGCAGAUGUCAUGGCUGACUUUUCAAAAAACACUCGUCUUUUGAAAUCAAUGAAGACUGACCUUGACUACAUAUUUUUGAAGCUGAGAAGCAUGAAGUCCAAGAUAUUUGCUACUUAUCCUGAUGCGUUUCCUAAUGAAUCCUUGGAAGUUGUUGACACUAGACCAGACCUUGAGGUGCCUGUGUGUGAAGAGAGUCAGCAAGGUCAUGCUGGUCCAACAGUAACCCAUAAUCAACCACCAACUGUAUAAUACAUUAUUUGAACGUUAACCAUCUUACGUUGUAGUUUGAACCUUGUUGAGUGAGCUCUACUGUCAAAUUUAAAUCUAUCGUAUGGAGUAUAGUUUUACUCCAAGAAUC